AUGGCUGUGAAUAAGUGCGUCAAAUACCUUCUCUUCUUCUUCAACCUUCUUUUCUGGCUCAGUGGCUGCAUCAUCCUUGGUGUGUCCAUCUACCUGAGAGUCAGCAAGGAUGGCAACGUGAUCACUAAGGAAUCUCUCCCUGGCAUCGACUUGAUGAUCGCCAUCGGAGUGAUCAUCAUGCUGCUCGGCUUCUUCGGCUGCUGCGGUGCCAUCAGAGAGAACCGCUGCAUGCUGCUGCUGUUCUUCAUCAGCCUCCUCGUCAUCUUCGUCCUCCUGCUGGCAGCGGGCAUCCUGGGAGCCGUGGGAGAGAAGAAGGUGAAGGACUGGGUGAAGGAGCGACUGGAAAAAUUAAACCCACUGUCCAAGCAACCAGAAAAUGUGGUGAAAGACCUGGAGCGACUUCAGGAGGAGCUGAAGUGCUGUGGACUUACCAAGGGAGCAUCAGACUGGGAAAAGGUUCCUGACUCCUGCAAGUGCAACGCCACCGUUACAGAUUGCUCGUCCUCUGGCACCUACUCCACGCCCUGUGCCGUCCAAGUCAUCCGUCUGUUGGAGCAACACCUAGAGGUGGUGUUGGGAAUUGCAUUUGCCAUCGCCAUCCUGCUGAUUGCGGGUAUGGUCUUCUCCAUGGUCCUGUACUGUCAGAUCGGCAGGAAGGAUGCCUCCACCGCCUGA
Molecule: messenger RNA, 675 nt
Organism: Scomber japonicus (chub mackerel)
Lineage: Eukaryota; Metazoa; Chordata; Actinopteri; Scombriformes; Scombridae
Product: tetraspanin-8-like
Exons: 8
Coding region: 1-675 (224 amino acids)
Cellular component (GO): membrane
Source: RefSeq, a predicted model, not a curated record